This is a messenger RNA of Microsporum canis CBS 113480, 909 nucleotides long. RefSeq lists its product as hypothetical. Bases 1 to 909 code for a protein of 302 amino acids. The record is from RefSeq and is a predicted model, not a curated record. The transcript is spliced from 4 exons. Lineage: Eukaryota; Fungi; Ascomycota; Eurotiomycetes; Onygenales; Arthrodermataceae.
AUGGAUUCCUUGCCAGACGCACGAUCUCCCAAUCUACACCUCGCUCACCCAACACAAAGCGAGAAUCUUUCGAUAUGGGUUGACUCAUCGGAAGAAUGGAAGGCAGCUCUGAGCGCUUCAGAGUACAUCGAUGAGGUGCUAAUCGAUAAAGCCCUCCCAGAAAACCAGCGAACUAUUCUCGCUUCAUGUGAAACGUUUCGGAAAAGCUCCCUUACCCAGGGUCUGGAUGGGACUGUCAAAGAUACAAUCACUCAUGGGGUUUCGAGUCUAUGCUGCGAACCUAAAUAUCGAGGUCGAGGCUAUGCUUCACGGCUGUUAGAUGAACUGUCGCAGCUGCUUCCAAGCUGGCAGACUGAUAGGAGGGAGUGCGUUGCAAGCAUCCUGUUUUCCGACAUUGGAGGAGACUUUUAUGGGAAUCGUGGAUGGCGCCCUUACCCCAGUCACAAUAUUGGAUUUGACCCGGCAUUUGUGCAAAUACCCUCUGCUAAGCCUAUACUGAUCACUGAUCUUGAUCCGCUAUGCAUACUCGAUGAGCAGCUCGUGCGGAAAUCCAUGGCAGCUGCAGGUCCAGGGAGAUUACGACAUACAAUCAUACCGGAUGGAAAAGUUUGCAUGCGAGAAGCUAUAUUUGGGAAAGUGCCCGAUAUAAAAGGGGCCAUCAUUGGAGACCUCGGAAAUAGAGUAUGGGUUCUCUGGAAGCACCGAUUCGAUGGGACUCCAGGAGAUAAGGAAGCGGCAAACACUCUGUAUAUUUUGGUUGUGGAGAACCGAACGGUUCUCCGGAGUUUUUCCACAGUGCCCGCGCAAUUGGUAGCUCUCCGUGAGGAGCAAGAACUUCUAGUCCGGAAGGAAACGAGGCUAGAUAAGGAAGCCACCGUUGAAUGGGUUGCAAUUGAAAAAUAUUGUUGA